AUGCCGUAUAUUGCUCUCGAAAUUUUGCAAGGAAAAUCAGUGGCUAAUAUCUACGGCUUCAAGACCAUUGUAGUAGAAAUGACGAAAGGAAAAAGUCCUUUUGAUGAUUCUGAUUCAAAAAUAGACAUUACUUUUUCUGUCUAUAGAAAAAUCGAAUCUGAUACUGAUAAUCAAAUCAAAAGCAAUUUGGAAGCUGAUAAACAUUCUUUCAAAAUAGCAAAAAGAGUUAGUAAUGCUCCAUCUCUUUUUAUUAAACGUAAAAGAAAGCACAUAGCUGGCUCUUCCUUCAGAACUAGCGGAUUCAAAAAUAACAAAGCUAGAGCGCCUGAAUUUGAGACCAUGGAGUGGUUACCAG
This is a messenger RNA of Cetraspora pellucida, 355 nucleotides long. The record is from the annotation of a GenBank genome assembly. Lineage: Eukaryota; Fungi; Glomeromycota; Glomeromycetes; Diversisporales; Gigasporaceae.